Molecule: messenger RNA, 881 nt
Organism: Rubroshorea leprosula
Lineage: Eukaryota; Viridiplantae; Streptophyta; Magnoliopsida; Malvales; Dipterocarpaceae
Source: the annotation of a GenBank genome assembly
GAACAAUACAUUAUUACUUCUGUUUCCUAGCUAAUCUUUGUUUUGAUAGGCUAUGGAAGAGGAAGAAAGAAAAUUCAAUGAAGAAUUCAGCAACUUUUUUGAAAUGUGGGACUGGGAGUUUGUUAACUUGCAGGACCUGUUUGUAACUUCAGAUGAGAACCUUGAAGUUAAAAUGAUUCAAACAGGGCGACUAGAGGCUGUCACUGCCGUGAAUUCAAGUUGCUUUGUAGCAAUUGGAAACCCAUUUGAGCGAGCAGAAGCGUUAAAGAGAAAAAGAGAGGAAGAAUUGGAUGAAGCCCGUUGGGGCAAAAGGCCUGCAACUGCUUAUAUUCCCAAUUGGUGGGUUUAUGGCUGAGGCUCGUCAGAAUUACCAUCAGUCAGCAGCUGCACCGGCUAAUCAAUGACCUACGUUCUUAACCAAUGAAGGUACACUAAUAGAAACAAGGGAAGCUGCUCAUGACAAGGAGCCCUCAACCUCCUCAUGGGCACCUCUGCAGGUGGAGCUGAGGAAGUUCAUAUGAUAGAUUAUGGCUUCAAGCUAUAACUGAGCUAUCUAUAGUUAUUAGUCAAUUUUAAUACAUGCUAAAAACAAUCUACUGAAUUUAGAAGAGCAAUAGAAAUGCUCGUGACAGAAACUGCUCCCAAAAUAAAUAAAAUAAAAAGGGAGCUCCAAUGACCAGUUGAUGAGCCCUUGAGCUUACAGCUGAGUUGCACCUUCCCUCUUACUCUUCUGGCCUAUGGCUGCAGCAAACUUUUUCUCCAGAAACUGCUCUAUGUUUUGUUAUGGCUGCAGUUUUCUUGUAUGUUAUUUUGAGUACUUUCUAUAGGUUCUACUGUUUAGGAUAUGCAUUUUUGUGUUGUAAUAAUGGAUGAGUUUUUUU